Molecule: messenger RNA, 1539 nt
Organism: Trypanosoma brucei brucei TREU927
Lineage: Eukaryota; Euglenozoa; Kinetoplastea; Trypanosomatida; Trypanosomatidae
Product: variant surface glycoprotein (VSG), putative
Exons: 1
Coding region: 1-1539 (512 amino acids)
Biological process (GO): symbiont-mediated evasion of host immune response
Source: RefSeq, a predicted model, not a curated record
AUGACGGCACUUCGAACAGCAGCCGUUUGUGUUAUUGUAUUACUAUCCAUGCGACCCGGAAGUGAUGGGGCAGGCCAAGCCGGUUUGCUCAAAACGGUGUGGCAACCAGUAUGCGGACUUUCAGAAGAACUAGAUGUUGUCGGCGGAAAUAGCCUGCGAAUAAUAGAUGACAUACUCUCCGCGGCAACAAACCAAACCAACACCGCGAUUCGCUUGCGCAUCUACGCCCUAAAAAACAUUGAGGAGAAGCCUGUCAAGGAGAUCAGUGCUUUAGCGUCCUACUAUGCCGCGCGCGGCCACGCAGCGAUAAUGGACAUGCAAGCUACAGAGUUAGCAAAACAUAUAGCCGCGGUGCGGUCAGCCACAUACCUGAAGGGCAGAAUCGACGAAGGGAUAAACAUGCUAGAACAGGUCAAAGGUGGGCAAAACGGCUGCCUAGUCGCCACCGCAGCUGACGACACCACCGAGGUCAGAACAGGGACAAGGAUAGGAGGCGUCGAAUGCAAGCUGAAGCUGAGCGAACUUUCCAAGACAACAUGGAGCAAAGCCAACAUCGACGAAACCGGCUACCCAAACUUAAAGGAAGGAGGAACAACGUCGGGAACUGCCGUCCAGCCAACCGAUAGCAACAACGUGUGCCGGCUGUUACACCACUCGAGCGCACAUGGCCUAGGCAACAGUGCAAACCUAGACACCGCAGUCAAGAGCCUCGCCGGCUACAUAACAACGGGCGCGACUGCAGCGCCAACACUAGCAGCAAGGGCAAGCUUAACAACAACUAAAACAAGCGCCACAGGCGCGUGGGUCGACGCCUACGAACGCGCCGGCAAAUAUCGGCCGAAAUUAAACACAGAGUACUCAAGCGAUACGAGCCCCCUGGACAAGCGCCCAGAUUUAGUAAAAGCCGUACGUUCAACGGAAACAAAACUUGAAGGUGAAGGUGAAGAACCAGCAGCAAAGCUAGUAACAGCUUAUUUUGGGGGCACAGAACCAAAUAAACUAGACGCUUUCCUGAAACUCGUCGAACAAGACAAGAUACCCAAAGGCAUCGCCGGGUUACAAAAAGACACUUUCAUCGGGCAGAUCACAAACACCGAGCAACUAAACCAAAUUCUUUCUUAUUAUGUGUACCAUGCCAGCCUCAACUAUAAUGCACUGCAGAAAAAACUAGAUGAAGCAACAAAGAAAAAAGACACAAAAGCAGCGGAAGAUACCUGCAACAAAAUAAAGGAUGAAACAGCCUGCAGCAACAAGCCUUUUUGCACCUAUAACACAACAGAAACCGACGAAAAUAAAAAGUGCAAAUUUGAUGAAACAAAAGCAAAAUCAAAAGUAAAUGGUGUCCCUGUAACACAAACUCAAGAUGGAGGAGCAAUAACUGUAAACUGUGGCCAACAUGCCGACAAGACUAAAUGUGAGGAAAAAACAAGGGAAAAACAACCCCUGUUUGUGUAUGGAGAAAAGGCAAAGAGGGUGAACCUGAUCAAGAUAAAGAAAUGUGCCGAAAUGGUAGUUUCGUCAAUAAAAAAUUUACUCUGA